AUGGCUCAAACACUCCUUCGUCAUCUACUCACAGAUUUAUUUGGUGAAGAAUCACCAACCCAACAACAUCUUCUCGAGCGAAUGUUGAAGAAUAUUUACAACAUCUCGGAACAAGUUUUGGCAUCAUAUUAUACACCGUCAAAGACAUCAUCCAACGUUCAAGAACACAAGGAUGACGACAAAUCGCUACAAUCGGGAUUACUGGAGGAAAAUUCAGGAACGAUAGAAUGUUUAGUGAGGAGUAGCUUGAAGAUAUUUCUAUUGAUUCAAGCCAUCUAUUCAUCAUCAUCAUCAAUCAUUGAUUUUUCAUUUCUUGGAAAAUUUACAAGCCUAAUUUCAAACAUUUUAAAUGAUCCGAAUAGCACUCUUGAUGAUUCACAGCGGAAAACCAUAUCCAUGAUUCCACUUCAUUUACUUUCCGAGUAUUGUAAUCACUUCAACAAUGCUAAAGCCAUUGAGCAAAUAUUUAAUUAUUGUAUGAAUAACCAUUCACAGCAAGAAGAAGAAUCUCAACAACGUAACACAAAUAGUACAGACUUUAUGAAAUGUUUGAGUCGGUGUUGCUCCGAGUUCAAGCUUUGUGCUUUGGAAUUGUUGAAAACGGUAAAAGCAGUUUUUGACUCGAAAAAGGUUUCCAAAAUUGAAGAUACAGAAACUUGUGGUAAAAUAUUGCUCUUUGUUGCUUCUGUGUUACCCUAUAACCACGAUGCCUGUAUCAAUAAGGGAGGACACGUAAAUAUGGAACAUCAUGCAUUGUUGGAACAACAAGUUCGAGAAGAACAGACUGAUGCUGCAAGUGUGGUGGUCGAUGAUUUUGAAACUUUUUGGAAUUUACAAAUGCAUGUCAUCCAAUUUCUGUCCUUAAAGACCUCUCUCUCAGCUCAUUACAGCCAAACCAAAGGUCAGGAUUAUACCAUACCAACAUGGUCAACAUUUUCUAAAGAAGUCGACCGAAUGAUGAAAUGUAUUGAAUCCAGAUGCAUUUCCAAUAUUCAAACUCUCAAACAGUUAAAGAGAAAUAAGGAAAAGCUUCAAUCUGAUGGCAAGAUGAAUACUACUAUCGAUACAUCACAACAACAAUUUGAAGUAUUAUUUUCUCCAAUUAAGCUAUUGAAAAAUCGAAAAUUAUUUGACCUACAAUUAGACGACGUUCGAUUCCGUAGACAAGUACUGAUUCAAUUAUUAAUAGCAAUUUCUAGGUUGCAAGAAAAGAAUACUGAUUCCCAUUCCUACUCCUCAGAACUUAAAUCCAUGAAAGAGAAAAUUCUUACCAUCAUGAAAAAGUAUGACUCUGAUGUUAGUACAAUUAUGGAUACCAUUUUCGAACGAGAAAGGUUCUGGACUACUUGGAAGGCUAAUCAAUGUCCAGCCUUCUUUCAUGACCGCUCCUCCACUCUUCCUCUCUCCUCAAAAUCAAGUCUAGUUUUUAAGAACGCAGCCAUGUUAGGAUUUUUAGAAAGUGAUACAAGUACAGAGUCUGUAGAUGCCUAUUUAAAGAGCUCAGAAAAUGAACUACGAUCACAUGACUUUGCAAAUUAUGUCGUUCCCAUUGUGAAGGAAGAAUUUGAUGUGACACCAUCCGAGAAGUUUGUCAAUUCUUCGAACGUGUUUGUUUGGAAAUCAUGUCGAUUAUUGUUAGAUUUUGAUUUGAAACAAAUACAGCUCGCUUUGCAACAUCCUUCUCAUCAUGGAGAAGAUGAGGAGGAAGAAGGUGACUCCUCACAUUUCCUUGAAAUAAUUGCCAAACAAGUCCUUAAACAAUCUGGUGAGCAGGAUGACAAAUCCGACUCACCUGUAGACAAUGACGAGGAAGAAAAUGGUAAAAAGAGAAAACGACAAGUCAUGCAAGAAGAUGAUGAACAGGCAAAUGAUGAAACUGCUUCUUCAUCCAAACAAGUAAAACACUAA
Molecule: messenger RNA, 1908 nt
Organism: Naegleria lovaniensis
Lineage: Eukaryota; Heterolobosea; Eutetramitea; Acrasida; Naegleriidae
Exons: 1
Coding region: 1-1908 (635 amino acids)
Biological process (GO): mRNA export from nucleus; regulation of DNA-templated transcription elongation
Cellular component (GO): THO complex part of transcription export complex
Source: RefSeq, a predicted model, not a curated record